GAAGGAAUGUGGUUAGACAGUGAAAUCGGCAGUGCCGCUUCGCUUUGGGAAUUUGAAAACAUUGGGGUUCUAGGGUUUUGUACUCAUUAGGUCAUUAUCAACUCCCAACAGAAUUAGGGUUUUAAAUUUAUAAAUCCCCAAAACCCGUAAGUUAUUUCACAAUGGGAGUUGUUAAGUUGGAAAUUCGCUGCCCUCAAACCGUUAAUGGAAUCGGUCUUGAUCCCGACCCGGAUUGGAGUUUCGAUGCUUUGUUACCAGAGAUCGAUUCCUUGGAAAAGAAGCUCAAUGUCUCUUCUUCAGUUCCUUUGCCUUUUACAAAAACAAAAUCAAGAGAAUUUUAUGCGGAAAAUGGCAUCAAGAGGAGCCCAAAUGCAUUUGUAAUGAGAAUAUCUGAUGAGGAGUUUGAGGAUAGUGAAGGUGAGGCUGAGGAGGUUCAUGAUCGAGGGUUAGUGAAAGCUACACGAUUUAACUGCGAUGAAUUUUAUUUGAGUGAUGAUGAUUCUGACAAUGAAUCGUCUCUUCAAGUACAAACCUACUUCAUGAAUGAGGUGGGAUUGGUGGAGAGUGCUUUAGUUGAGUUAACCCAUGAGCAUCAACUUGGAGUUAGGGAGGAAAUUAGGAGCAAAAUCUCGUCAUUAGAGACAGAUUUCAUGAAUGAGAGCGAAAAGUCUUCCUCUGCACAUGUGAAAGUUGACAAAUAUAGAGAAGCAAGGCGGGAAGUGGAGAGGAAAUUUGAUGUUCAGUAUCAACGCAGACUUGCAGAAGCACUUGAUAAUCACUUGACUGCUGUCCAGCGGGACCAUGAACUCAAAUCACAAAUAGCAGAAAGGAGAAUACGAAGUGAUGCAGCACAUGAAGAGGCCAAGAGAAGGGAAAAGGCACUUCAAGAAGAAAGACUACGCCAAGAAAAGGCCAAAGCUGAGGCAGAGAUGCAGGCUAAACUUAAAGCUGAGGAAGCCAAAAGAGUUGCUUUGGAAGCUGAGAGGAGAGCAGCAAAAGAAGCAGCAGAAAGGGAAGCAGAUAAAGCCUCAAAAGCUAAUACUUCUGAAGUGUCACAAACAGAAGCUUUAGGAGGCCCAACGGCAACUAGUUCAGUAGUUUUAAAUGCUCAGCCCAAGGGCUCUGAUGCUGAUAAAACAAUGAAGUCAUAUUCAGCAGGUAACAUGCUCAGGGCUGCAGAGAGUGCUUUAAAUCUAGAGAGGGAAAGACUACAAAAGUUAAAAGAGUUGGAUGAAAGAAACCAAUCACUGAGAUCAAGCUCAAAUGAGGAUUUUGGCAGCACUGAAAGGCAUAUUGCGAGGUUGAUAAGACAAAUAAGGGGUACAAAAGACAAUGUCAGAACAAAAGCCACUGAGCUUAUAAAGAUUUUCAACAAUCCUCGUUGCCCUCAGACCAUCAGCAUUGCAUCUUUUGCUAAGAAGGUUGUUUCUCACUGUGAAAGCCCUGAUAAUGCUGCCUUUGCCUGUGGUCAUGUCAUUGUCCUUGUAACAUCGCAGUUCCCACAAGCAAUGGAUCUUCUUGUUGCUGAACUACAAAGGGCUUGCAUUUACACUGUCCCAAAGCAUAUAUCAUACUCAAAGUCGGCAUUUGAAUCGAAAGUGGCAUACUGGAAGGCUAUAGGAUACCGAGAAGACGAUGGGAAGAUUGAAAGUACGAAGGAUUAUUUGAAACGGUUGGAAUCUUACAUGAAGCUGUACGGGGCACUGGUUCAGACUGAGGUUGCAGGUGGCCAAAAUGUUCAUGGGCUUAAGGAAGGUUGGGCAUGGCUUGCUAGGUUCCUAAAUGCACUCCCUGCCAAUAUUUAUACUGCUGUGGCUUUGAAUGCAUUUCUGCAAAGUUUGCUUGGUUAGUGGAGACAUAAUUUCCAUUGGGUUAAUAAUAGAUCUGGGGUUUUAAAGAUGGCAGGCUUUGCUCUCUUCAGAAAAUACAAAUCUCAGUUCAUGAAGUUGCUGAAUAUCAUCUCCGAGAACUUUCUAAAUGCCUUGAGAGCCCAACAAGAUCCAGAGCUGAGGCCUAUUAUGGCCGAGAUUCAGUCUUACUUGGAAGAUAAGAAAUUCCUUCAAGAACCAGAGGGAAGGGCUUUGCAAGGUUCUUUGUUAUCAAGUGUCAUGGUGCCUGACUCAGAUUACCAAGAGUCGUAUCAUCAACCAAACAGAUAUUUCUACUAAAUGAUUGAAGCGAGAAAUAUUUUCUUGCACUUCUUGUGUUAAGAGUAGGGCAAAAACGCCUUAUGAGAAAGAGGAAGCGCCCCACGGUGGUUUUGUGAUGUUUAUAUUAUUAUGUACUCUGGAGUAGGAAAUGGUUCAGAUGUGGAUUUACAUUAGCCCUUAAAAGGCUUGAACCAAGUUACUCUGCUCAUCCGAAGGCCAAAAUUACAGAAGGUUACCUUUACAAAUGUGAUUGAAAAAAUGGAUGGAAAGUGUUACCAGUCGCCCAUCAUAUUGAAGAGUAAGUCUAAAAAAGGUUUUAAUGUUUAAUGACUUUCUAGAGAGAUAUUAUUCAGUUCACAUCCACAAAAGUAUCCCUGAUUUGGGAAAGACGCAAGCCAAGAAGCAAAAUGAAAAAAAAAAAAA
Molecule: messenger RNA, 2573 nt
Organism: Theobroma cacao (cacao)
Lineage: Eukaryota; Viridiplantae; Streptophyta; Magnoliopsida; Malvales; Malvaceae
Gene: GLE1
Product: nucleoporin GLE1-like protein
Biological process (GO): poly(A)+ mRNA export from nucleus
Cellular component (GO): nuclear pore; nuclear pore cytoplasmic filaments; cytoplasm
Molecular function (GO): inositol hexakisphosphate binding; phospholipid binding; translation initiation factor binding
Source: RefSeq, a predicted model, not a curated record